AUGUCAAAAGAUAAAUGCAACAAAUGUAAAGUUAAAAUUAAAGAAAGUAACAAAGAAUUAAUUUGUUGUGGCGUACGCGGGGACGGCUUCCACAUCAAAUGUAUUCCGACCGAUGCUCAAGUCUUGACAGCAGUAGUAUCCGAUCCUAAUUUGUUUUGGCUCUGCAAAAGCUGCGUUAAGAACAUCAAAGAAGGUUUCAAAAAAAUUUGUGAUCUGCAAAAAUCUCAAAGUGAAAUAGUUUGUAACCAAGAUAAGCUUACUGAUGAACAAAGUUCUUUUUGUCGCGAGUUGGCUUCAAUUGACGCAAAGUUAAGCGAAAUGGCCAACAAAAUUGUUGAAUUUGAUAAGUCGGUAACAAAUGUAAACACGCAGAUUAAAGAUGUUGAAGGGGGUUUGAAAAAGAAUUGGACUGAAGUUGUAAAGGGAACUAUCAAAGAAGAAGUUAAAUCGACUACGGUGGCUCUGAACAAUGUCGUCAAAUCUAUUAAAACCGAUGUCGAAACAAUCAACCAGCUUUUAAAAAUAGCUGACGGUGUUGUUCUACUUCAUGAAGUUCGAUGGAAACAUGUCCCGACUGCACUAUGGUUUGACAGCGACUGCAAAAAGGCUAAGCAAAUGUGUCGAUAA
Helobdella robusta is the source of this 627-nucleotide messenger RNA. RefSeq lists its product as hypothetical. The transcript is spliced from 2 exons. The record is from RefSeq and is a predicted model, not a curated record. The coding region runs from base 1 to 627 and encodes 208 amino acids. Lineage: Eukaryota; Metazoa; Annelida; Clitellata; Rhynchobdellida; Glossiphoniidae.